AUGGAGACCCCAUCAUCCUCCACAAGAAGAGUCACAAGAUCACUGAACUUGAAUGCUUCCAAUAACGGCACCAUCAACAGCAGAAAGAUUGAAGAUUCCGAAAAGAAUAAUUCAAAAUCAAAGGGGCAACAGCAAGAUCGAUCUGCACUAAUUGACAUAACAAAUGAUUCCCCAAUAAUAGGGGUUGCCAAUGGAGGCAAUAUAGAGACCCCAUUGGCGAAGCAGAGAGGAAGCAGAGUGAAGAACACGCCAGGGUCUGGUGAGGCCUUGCUGAGGGAUCAGGUGAAGACCCUCUUGCAGUUGCAGAAGGUGGAAGAAGAGAUUUUUGCCCCAACGCCAGCAAUUAUUCCCCAAAUUCAGAAUCUUUCUAGUGGUGGCACCACUGGUUUGGCUUCAGUGAUCCCUUUAAAUUCUCAGGUAUUGAAUCACAUGUUUGAUGGAAAGAACCAAGAGAAUUCUGAAUCGGAAGAGAGCCUGAUAACCAGGUCUCUCCUUCUGGAUUUUUCAGAAAAAUCUCGAGCUUCCGAUGCAUCAGAAGAAUGCUCCUCUGAGCUGAGUUAUCAGGAAGUAGUACAAGGAAGCGAAGUUAGUAGCUGCUACAUAGAGAAGCUCUCGGCCAAUACAGAAGAUGAUGAUGCUUCUGUCUGGUCAAUGCAGGUCAAUGCUAGCACCCAUGAUGAAUAUGAUGAUGAGGAGGAUGAGGAAAUAGCUGAAGAUGAACAAGAUUAUUAUGAGGAUGUUGAAGAAGAACAUGAUGAUGGAGGGUUGGUGCUUGAUGAACUGUGUAAAGGCUUGAACAACAUUAGCAUGAGUCAAAGGAUAGCUCCCAAGUUUGCAGGAAAGCACAAGAGAUUUGUUUACAAUAGUGAUGAUGAGCUUGUCAAUGAAGAAGAAGAAAACUAUGCUGAGAGUGUUUCUGCUUCUUCGCCUAAUAUCUUGCGCUUGAAGGGGUUGCCAACCCCAAAAGGGAAACACAUACGUUUUUCUGAAGAGAAGGAAGAAAAAUCUGAUUUGUGA
Molecule: messenger RNA, 1017 nt
Organism: Gastrolobium bilobum
Lineage: Eukaryota; Viridiplantae; Streptophyta; Magnoliopsida; Fabales; Fabaceae
Exons: 3
Coding region: 1-1017 (338 amino acids)
Source: RefSeq, a predicted model, not a curated record